UUCUAAUCAACUACCUAUUUAGUGAUAUUCUUGAUGCGCUAUUUUAAGCAAUAAUAAUUUGUCAUUAAACUUACACGAAUAACUUAGUUCAAAUGAGAAGUAGUCUAAAGUUUUGGUUUAAUUUAACUAUUAUGGUAUUCGUGUUGGUGAGCUGGUUCUACGUUAUAAGGAUAGCCAGGUAUCUGGCGGCUGUACCCAACUAAAAUGCCGCUUACAGCUGAUGUUGCUGCCCAGCAAGUUCAAGAACGUCUUCGGAGCUUGCAUAGGCUGGUAUACGAUAUAGAAACAGAGAGGAGCCACAAUGAGCAAUGUAUUGAUAAUAUAUUGCGGGCGGAAAAGGCAGCAGAAUCACCAUCAAAUGCAGAGGACUCUUCUGGUUCUUCCCAGCAGCAACAACAAUUAAAGAACUUGUACAAGGCUGGGCUGACAGCAGCAGAACAAGAAGAAAGACUCCUCAGGGCGGCUCUCACACGGAUUUAUGAGAUAAGAGCCAUUAAGAAUGAAAGAAGAAUGCAGGCGCGUCACGCGGGCAACAAAGAAACCAUCGGUUGCGGCGCGCUAAUGAAGAUGCUUCUAAGCGCCGCACAGACGCUACCUCUCCACGUGGGAAGGGCGGGCGAGCGCGCGCCUGCACUAUGCGGCGCGGUGCCGGCCGACCCUGGCCAUAUUGCUCACCCGGGCGAUGCGGUGGCUGCGCUCGUGAGAGUGUCUGAUAAGGAGGAGAACUGGAUCUUGGCUGAGGUCGUGAGCUGGCUCCCGGCUCAAGGCAAGUACGAGGUUGACGACAUCGACGAGGAGCAAAAGAACCGCCACGUGUUAAGCAAGCGCCGCGUUGUGCCGCUGCCGCUGCAGCGAGCAUCGCCGCGUACUGACGAACAUGCGUUGUUCCCCAAAGGAGCGGUGGUUAUGGCGCUGUACCCACAGACUACGUGCUUCUAUAGAGCUGUUGUUAACAGACUGCCUGCUAAUGCCGCUGACCCCUAUGAAGUGUUGUUUGAGGACUCGUCGUACGCGGACGGGUACUCGCCGCCGGAGCGCGUGGCGCAGCGCUACGUGAUCGCCAUCAAGGAGGGCAAGGGCCGCGCCACCUGACCCCGCGCCGCGCCCGCGCCCGCGCCGCCGCCCGGCCCCGCCGCCGACCAACAGAUGCUCUAGAUUCAAUAAUGUCCUUAUAUACACUCGCGAGCAAAAAUAUGGAAUCACCCCAUUUAUUUCGAGCGCUCACAAAAGCUAAAUGACUAAUGGAAGACAAAUAAAAAUGGAACCAUUUUAAAGGUAAUAUUAUAAACUUUAAAUUGAUACCACAGAUACAUACAUAGUCAUUCAGUUCUUAAUAUUGCUCGGACCAAAACACAAGGUGGUGAUUCCAUACUUUUGCUCGUAAGUAUAGUAUACUAUACCUUCAAUUUUUUAACUUUCUUUUAAAUUAACCGUUUUGAGCAUGUCAGUUGUGCGUUUGCAAGACCGCACUAACUGCAAGUAAAAAGUAUUUCAAUGUGCGAUACUGUAAAUGAAUUAUUGACCUCCGACUCAAGACGCCUAACAUGAAGGAAUCCUAGGGCUUAAAACCGUAGUGAUCUAAUUGUCAUUUUAAAAGUUGAUCAUCAGCUACCAUUUGCAUGAAGAAAAUCACGUAUUUAACAUUCUAAAAAACAUAAAAUUAUUGUGUAUUGGAUCACUAUGGCACAGGCAUAUCUUGCAAUUAUUUUUCAACAUGCGUUGCCACAAUUUGCUCUAUCUAUAGCUGUGUGUUUAUCUGUGUUGCUUACUGUAUUAUAGUUGCAUUACUUCCACAUAUUCCUUACAAGUAACUAAUUCUAAUAUUCAAUUAUGUACAUUUUUCAAAGCGGGUCUGGUAAUUAUUAAUGUUAUACCUAUCUAAUGCAUAUGUUUUCUAGGUUAGUUAAGUGUAAUAAAUGUAGUUCCAUGUAUUCAUAAAAUUAGUUCUAACUAAAGAGUUAACCAUAGUGAUCUAACUCUAGUUGGGCAUGUUUUGAGCAUAAUUCAUAAUCAGUAUUCAAAGAUGAAAAUAAUGAUUUGGAUCACUAUGGUUUUCGACACCUUUUUAAGAAUAAAGAAUUGAUAUUAUAAUCAA
Ostrinia nubilalis (European corn borer) is the source of this 2095-nucleotide messenger RNA. RefSeq names its product SAGA-associated factor 29 (gene Sgf29). The record is from RefSeq and is a predicted model, not a curated record. NCBI's taxonomy places the organism in Eukaryota, Metazoa, Arthropoda, Insecta, Lepidoptera, Crambidae. The transcript has 7 exons. Bases 205 to 1092 code for a protein of 295 amino acids. Gene Ontology annotation, cellular component: SAGA complex.